Messenger RNA from Danio rerio (zebrafish), 1435 nucleotides. The record is from RefSeq and is a predicted model, not a curated record. Lineage: Eukaryota; Metazoa; Chordata; Actinopteri; Cypriniformes; Danionidae.
UUAAGUAUACGGAAAUUAAUCCAUAAUGUUAUUUACCGUACUCGGAGUAAUUGCUCUCUUCCUGAGAGAAAGAAACACCUAUUCCACCGUCUCAGGUCAAGAUGAAAGCUUCGACCGUCAAAAAGGAUUGGUCACAGUACACCCUGUGGCCAAACGUGAUGGUCGAGAAAUCGGUGACUCGUGUGAAGAAUCAUCUUUGCACCUGGAAGAACAGAUCAAGGUUCCGACUGACCAACCGUCACUGGAGGAACCUGUUGAUGGUCAGAGCGAAGAACCAUCACUGGUAGAGCCUGUCACUGUUCCCGGUGAAGAACAAUCACUGGUAGAGCCUGACAUGGUCUCUGCUAAGCCCGGCUGUAGUCAUGAUGACCCUCCAAAUGUGGUAUCUGCUAAGCCCGGCUGUAGUCCUAAUGAACCUUUAAAUGUGGUCUCUGCUAAGCCUGGCUGUAGUCAUGAUGACCCUCAAAUUGUGGUCUCUGCUAAGCUUGGCUGUAGUCAUGAUGACCCUCCAGAAGUGGUCUCUGCUAAGCUCGGCUGUAAAGAUGUUGGUAAAGAUGCAACCUGUCAGACAAAGGGCGCUGUUCCACCUCAGCCAAAAAAGAAGGAUAAAGACACAAACAUCAUUGAGAUCAACUCAGAGCACUAUGAAAUCGGUGCUGAGCUGGGCAAAGGAGGCUAUGGAAGCGUUUUCGCAGGAACCCGUUUAAAAGAUGGCCUUCAGGUGGCAGUAAAAAUUGCAGUUUUCAGGCCUAAGCGACUCUUCCAUGUAGAUGAUUUGAACCAGCUACUUCCAGCGGAGAUCGCUCUGCACUUUCUUGCCACUAAAGGCCCCGAGGUUAAAGAACUCGUUCAGCUUCUGGAUUGGAAGGUGGAGGCUGGGCGCUACUUUAUGGUCCUAGAGCGGCCCAUACCCUGUGUGAGUGUAGGUGAUUUUUUAAGAGACCACCGAGGCAGGAUCCCAGAGGACGUGUUAAGGAAAAUCAUGUUCCACACAACAAUUGCAGCUGAAACAUGCCACUCACGCGGAGUGCUUCACCGUGACAUCAAGCCUGACAACUUGCUGAUGAACCCGCAAACCUUUGAAGUUAAACUGACUGACUUUGGUUGUAGUGUUCACCUUACUAAGGACUAUUACACAACCUAUUUGGGCACAGAGCAGUUUAUCCCUCCUGAGUUUAAAAGGGGUGGCUAUUACUUCGGUGAUUCAGCGACAGUGUGGUCACUUGGGAUUCUUCAGUUUUUGCUAAUGUAUAAAAAAUUUCCAGAAAACCCUGACCUCCGCAGGAUAAAAAACAAAACUUUUUACCAGUUUGGAAGGUCAGAAGAAUGCUGUGAUUUCAUCAGCGGUUGUCUGCAAACUAACCCCUGGUCUCGGAGUAAGCUGCAUGCACUCCGUGUCCAUGCCUGGUUUAAGAAAAUUAUAAGAAAGAUCUAA